Molecule: messenger RNA, 1993 nt
Organism: Pocillopora damicornis (cauliflower coral)
Lineage: Eukaryota; Metazoa; Cnidaria; Anthozoa; Scleractinia; Pocilloporidae
Product: ubiquitin-like domain-containing CTD phosphatase 1
Biological process (GO): protein dephosphorylation; regulation of proteasome assembly
Cellular component (GO): nucleus
Molecular function (GO): protein serine/threonine phosphatase activity; protein binding
Source: RefSeq, a predicted model, not a curated record
CUCGGUCUGCCCAUGCUGCGAGAAACAAAAUGGCAGCUUGUGAUGCAGUUUGUGUUACUAUAAAAUGGAGUGGAAAAGAAUAUUCUAUCGACAAAUUAUCGCCGACAGACACGGUCGGAUAUCUAAAAGAGGUGAUUAAGGAAAAAACCGGAGUUUUACCCGAAAGACAGAAACUGUUAGGUUUGAAAUAUAAAGGGAAAAUUCCUGAUGAUGAUGUGCGCCUGAGCGCCUUAAAUUUGAAGUCUAACACAAAGAUUAUGAUGAUGGGAACAAGAGAAGAAAAAUUAGCUGAAGUGAUUUCUCCUUCUGAAGAGUUAUUGAACAAUCAAGUGAUAAAUGACUUUGACAUUGAGGAAGAAGAGAUCCAAAUAGAAAACAGAGAUGAGAAUCUUGCCAAAAUAGAUAAAAGAAUAUCAGACUAUAAAGUGGAAAUACGUAAUCCACCUAGAGCUGGAAAGAAGUUACUGGUACUUGAUGUUGAUUACACAAUAUUUGAUCACAGAUCAGUUGCAGAGACUGGUGUGGAACUUAUGAGACCAUAUCUUCAUGAUUUUCUCACUGCUGCCUAUGAGCAUUAUGACAUUGCUAUAUGGUCUGCCACCAGUAUGAAAUGGAUAGAGGCUAAAAUGAAAGAACUUGGUAUUUUUGACAAUCCAAAUUACAAGAUUUCCUUUCUUUUGGACAGUGGAGCAAUGAUUACUGUUCUGUCAACAAAAUAUGGGCUUAUUGAGACUAAGCCACUUGGUGUUAUAUGGGGAAAGUUUGAGGAAUACACAAGCAAAAACACCAUCAUGUUUGAUGAUCUCAGAAGAAACUUCCUCAUGAAUCCACAAAAUGGUUUGAAGAUCAGACCUUUUCGAGAAGCCCACAAAAAUAGACACAAAGACAGAGAACUGUUAAAAUUAACAAAGUACUUGAAGAAGAUUGCCAAACUAGAUGAUCUUAGUGAUUUAAACCACAAGCACUGGGAGAGCUACAAGCCAUGAUGAAUAAUUUUCAAUUUUGAUAUAAAUGAAGACAGUUGAUAUGAAGACAACUCCAGGAAGUCUAAAACAAGAAAAAAAAAUUCUGAUUAGCUUAAAGUUUUGUACAUAACUUUUACUUUGGAUGAAAGUUUUAAAAAUGGUGUUGUCUUUGUUCUCAACAAGCUUUGUAAUUGUACAUCAGCCACCGUAGGUAACUGGUGUUGUAAACUCCUCUGGAGGCUAACAUGUAGUUAUUUAUGCAUACCUUUUAUAGUCAACCUGAUGUUAAAUAUUGAUGGUUGUUGAUAUUAUUCCCAUCAGAGUUUAUUGGUCCAAAUAAUUCUCUCCAGAAUUUGUCAUCAGGUUUUAAAAGUAAUUGAGGCCUGGAGUUGAAAGCUCAAUUUUGCUUGUUACAUACAGGGUGUGUCUGUGGAGCUUUGCUCUCUUCAGAAAAUACAAUAACUGUCAAAUUUAUUAUUAUUAUUAUUCUAUUGUUAUUUAAUUGUUUUCUUAAAGUAAGCAAUUACUCCUAAGCCCUCUGUUUAUCAUAAGAAAUUACACAUACAUUAAUGAGUGAGUGGAAAAUAUCAUCAGGAAAAUGUCAUUCCCUACUACAUACUCUUGGUUACAUCCCUGCCUCUCUCUUGGUAACCCAAAAAAGAGGGACCAGUAUCAAGUGGUACUAGGGCACCAACAGUAAUGUUUUCAUCAAGUGCUGUAUGUGCACAAACCAUCUGUUAAAUAAUGCAAUUAAAAGACUACAAGGCAGUGGCCAAAGAUAGGUUCAAGAGAAGUAGCUACACUGAUUUGGUUCAGCAAUUGCCUGGUGACCACCAAGUUGAUAUGUUCCAAUCAAUGUAGCAGAGUGGGAAAGGGUAGUUGCCAUCAAAUGUUACAGAGAAGAAUUCCCACCUCUCACGUCCCCUUGAGAAAUUUUUUCUUUUUUAUUAAUAGCCGACCUCUGUGUGCAAGUGGAGAACUGUACUAUCACUUUUCCUUUUCUAAUAAAAUCCCACUCCUCCCAGUAA